Molecule: messenger RNA, 729 nt
Organism: Rotaria sp. Silwood2
Lineage: Eukaryota; Metazoa; Rotifera; Eurotatoria; Philodinida; Philodinidae
Source: the annotation of a GenBank genome assembly
AUGAGUUUUCUUUGUUUGUCUGCAUUUGAUCGAUGGGCAUGUACAUCGCAAUCAGCUCGAAUACGCCAAUUAAGUUCAAUUAGUGUAGCUCGUUAUAUUUUUCCUAUUCCAUUUAUUCUUUGGUCACUUGUGAAUAUUCCCUUUCUUUUGUAUUCUGAUCUUGUGCCACCAAUAUUUACUUGUUUUUUUACCAACGAUCUCUUUAUGAGAAUAGGAGUGCUUUUCUUAUCUCCCGUCCUUACUGUCCUUCUUCCUUUAAUUGUUCUAAUACUGUUUGGACUAUUGACAUAUCGUAAUAUUCGUCUUGUGAGUCAUAUUCGUCAACAACCAAAUCAAACUCGUAUGUCAACAUGGGAACAACAAAUGACAAGAAUGAUGUUAACUCAAACUCUACUAAGCAUAUUUUGCACACUUCCUCGAGCCAUUUACAUCGUAUACGCAAUUGCUACACUUGAUGAGAGUACAAAGAGAACUUUCGACGAAAUGUCUAUUGUAGCUCUUGUUGAUCAGUUAACUGUCUCCAUCACUUCUAUUAAUUUCGCUUCAUCUUUUUACAUAUUUCUUCUUGCCUCACCACGUUUUCGACAAACGAUUCAAAUGUAUUUGAAACGUGGACUCCAUCUAGGACAGAAUCAAGUAACUCCCACAAAAAACAUAGCACUCACAGCAACAACACAUACUGGACGACAAACUGCAAGAGGCACGAUUCAACCAAUUGUUCAAAGUUAA